This is a messenger RNA of Bombyx mandarina (wild silkworm), 3824 nucleotides long. It is a transcript of the gene Usp15-31, whose product is annotated as Ubiquitin specific protease 15/31. Gene Ontology annotation, biological process: protein deubiquitination. NCBI's taxonomy places the organism in Eukaryota, Metazoa, Arthropoda, Insecta, Lepidoptera, Bombycidae. Gene Ontology annotation, molecular function: cysteine-type deubiquitinase activity. The record is from RefSeq and is a predicted model, not a curated record.
UACGUCAACGACAUAUCAAUGUUUUCCACUAAGUUUCUUUUUCCAAUAGCUUUUUUGCUGGUUUGAUUUCCAAAUAAACUACUAUGUCUAUUAAUAAUUUAUCAUCUGUUCUCAAAUCUUGUUCAGAAAGUGAACUUAUAAAUGAAACAUCGGAAACUAGCAUGACACAGAAGCAAGUGGAAGGAUCCCGAUUGAAGCGUACUUUUACUUUACCCAGGAAUCCCUUUGGGAACUCAAAGCCUGGUUCAAGUAAAAGUAAAAGUGGCGAUGGAGACAACAAAUCCAUAAAUUCUAGUUCUGUGAUAAGUGAUACACAAAAGGACGAGGGCAGCUUAGAAAGGAAGUUGUUCAGAAGGCCUUCAUGGAAAAGGUUUCUGAAUAAGAUAGCUCUACAUAUGAGUACAGUACGUGUAGCGGGUGGCAAACCGGCUCCAGUUUUAGUUAAUGGAGAGAAGACGAAUUGUAAUGGUGAGCCUCCGUGGCCACCUGGGACCACUCCAGCUGCGACAGGGAUAAAGAACCACGGAAACACUUGUUACAUGAAUGCUGUCCUGCAGUGCCUUUCUCAUACAGAUGUUAUUGCUGAAUAUUUUGUGUUGGACCAUUAUAAGGUUGAUCUUCAGAAGCGAAAUAAAAUUAAUUCAAAGAAAUAUGGAACAAGAGGAGAAGUUACUGAGCAGUUGGCAUCAUUGUUGAAAUCAUUAUGGGCUUGUCACUACACACCAGAUAUGAGCACAACCUUUAAGAAAACUGUGGAAAGACAUGGCACGCAAUAUAGAGGUAACAGUCAACAUGAUGCGCAAGAAUUUUUAUUUUGGCUUCUUGAUAAAGUGCAUGAGGAUUUAAAUACCGCUACAAAAAGAAAAUAUAAAACAAUAAAGAAUACUUGUGGGAAGCCAGAUGAGGUAGUCGCAGCAGAAACAUUAGCAAAUCAUGCUAGAAGAAAUAGCUCAUUUGUGCAGACAGUUUUUCAAGCACAAUAUAGAUCGGCCCUAACGUGUGCAAAAUGUGAAAGAACAUCUUGCACCUUUGACCCCUUCCAUUGUGUGAGUGUGCAGCUACCAUCAAGAUUAGCAACUGCACAACCGUCUCCCCUACCUGUCAAUGUAGUUUAUGUGAAUCAGCAACCUCGACAAGUUCGCAUCGGACUGGAGCUACCACCGACCGCAACGAUGGAUGAUUUAAGAACGACACUUCACGCAGAUACAGGAAUUGAACGCGAUCACAUUAUAUUAGCUGAAAUCAACGAAGCAGGUUGGUGCAACGCUCGUGCGAACUGGGAAGUUGCCGGUAUGGAUUUCGGCUCGCUGUAUUGUUUAGAGGCUCCGCCGUUAUUACAAACGCCAACAACUCCAUAUCUUCUCUUACUAUGGGUCAAUAUAAUUGAAGGAGAACGAUUUGGUUCACCAUAUGCAAUGCAAGUUCCGCGGGAGAUUUCUUAUGAAGAUUUACAGAAGUUGAUCUUGAAGGAAAUGAAUCAAAUUAUAUCCGAACGAGUUUUGGAAAACGCACAAGGAACUGAUAUAUUCCGCGCGAGGAUAGCUGAGGCACAUCGACCGCGGGACCCAGCUUAUUUGCAACCAGAGCUACCGCAUCCAUUAUUCGCCUUGGACGUAGAGCAAGCCUUGUGUCCGCACGAUAAACAUCCACAUCUCCGGUUGGAACUGCUCUGGGACCCCGAGCAACGUGACAAUAUAAUCCGCGAGUGCAAGGAGCAGUGCGAGGUGCACGUGUCCGCGGGCGGGGGGGGCGCGCCGCCGCUCACGCUGCACGCCUGCCUCACGCACUACACGCGCGCCGAGCGACUGGGACAGGACGACGCCUGGAGAUGCCCUCAGUGUCAGAGGUACAUGCCGGUGGUGAAAACAUUGGGACUGUGGUCACUACCGGACAUAUUAGUAAUACAUUUGAAGCGAUUUAGACAGCAGCCUAAAGGCCGGACGAGCACGAAAUUAACAACAAUGGUAGAGUUUCCACUCAACGAUUUCGACAUGACGCCGCACCUCGCGCACAGGAACUCGUCGGCGGAGUCGCCGGGGCAUUCGCGGUCACCACGUCGGAGAUACUCGAAAACGUCAACACUGAAUCAUCACGAUAACGUUUACGAUUUGUACGCCAUUUGUUAUCAUCACGGCGAUGACUUAGAAACAGGUCAUUACACUGCCGCCUGCAAAAACCCUUACGACCGCCACUGGUAUAAGUUCGACGAUUCAAGGGUGACACGGAUCGAUGAUGAAUGUGCCUACGAUGAGUUGGUGAACAACACCGCGUACAUGUUGUUUUACAAACGUCAGAAGCCGACCGUCACGCACUCCUAUAGCUCCGAGGAGUACGGCGGCCAUUGGGCACUGCGCAUGCCUAAAUACGUAAAGAGGACCACGGAGACAUUGAAAGAGCUGACCGAGGUGAAAGAAGAAAACGUCGAAGAAACCAAGAUCGAUUCGUCGCCCGUCGAACACGAGUCUGAGUCUGACGUCACGGCCGUCACGCGCAGCCCUUCGCUCUCCCGGAGCGCGAACAGUCUGCUCGACGACGACGCGCCUCCCGCUAACAACAUGACGACGAUCCGCAACACCGCGAUAAUACAAUCGCCUACCCUACAGAGGCCUCUCAUUGUAGAAAUCAAUGGAAAUAACGUUUGUACAAACGUUAACGAACGCGAGUCUGAGCCGAGCGCCUCUAUCGAGCUGUAUAUUCACAAGGACGUGCACGUGAAUCCAAAGAUGACGCCAGUGGACGGCCGCCGCCCACGCUCCGUGGACAUUCCCGUCACGCUCUCUGCACCCCACUCCGCCCCCCUCUCCGCUCCCCACUCCGCCCCCCACUCUGCCCCAUUCUGCACUAAAGACUCGAGUAGGAACUAUGAGAGCUCCCCCCUAGUCGCGAGCAUAAACGAAGUGGAGUACCAUCCCACAACUGAAGAGUUGAUGAUGUCGAUGUUUAAAGAAUCGCAGUUUAUCGUUCCCAGGCGCCCUGAUCGGGUCCAAGGAGAAUCUCAUCAUCCAGGAGAAAAGACUUCUGCAUGGAAAACUCGAAUAUCGACAUGAAAAAAAGAUAUCGAUCAUUGUAUAGUUAUUUUGUUCACGAAAGAGCUAAUUAUGUGUUUAAAAUACGUCAUAUUUUAGAUCUGAACGUAUCAUACAAGCAGCUAUUACUUUAUAUUUAGUGUUUUCGAAACUUUUGUAAACGUAUGUUUCUAUAUUAUUAUUUGUUGUACAAACAAGUGCAGAGGCUUAUACUGUAGCGUGGUAAGCAAGAUAAUAAUUUAUGGCUUUUAAUUAUUUCCAAUAUCCUCUAAAUAUGAAUCCAAGUCUUCGAUAAAAUGCCAACAUUCAUUUUAUUUGACGUUCGCAUUCACCAAAGAACAAUACUCAUUAAAUGAGGAAGGUAUUUAUCAAUCUCAUAGUUUUACAUUAAAAGUGUUUGAUCAUUUAACGUAAGUUUCUAAGUUGCAACUGGUUUUUUUUCUUUCGGAUAUUAUAUAUUACCUUAGUAUAUAAUUCAAUUAAUCAGAAUUUCGAAUUAAUAUAUUAAAACAGUUGUGGACUGUGGAUGUUCCAAUAUUUCCUUGUUACCAAAUACAAUUUUAUAUUAGAAUAAAAUUGCACGUAAUAUAAAUAAAAUGUUUUCUGUAAUAACGGUUAUAGAAGUAAAAUAAAUACGAACGAAUGAAGUGAAAUACGAAUAUUAAACUAAGCUUAGAUCAGUAUGGACUACUAUAGACGAUGUUACGACAUUUCAUUAAGACAACAUAAUGUGCCUUCACUGUAGAGAUGUUGUGAUUUUAAAAAUAAAUAUUGUGUAAUCUUUUAUAAAUAAAUAAA